AGAUAAGCUUCUACUGAGGGACGCAGUUUUACUGGGUUGUUUUUCUAAGGGAAGUAUCAAAUAUAAGUAUAUUUAUGAUCGUCGCUUUAAUGAUGAGAUUGACAAACUGACUGGAUACAAGACGAAGUCACUUCUGUGCAUGCCCAUAAGAAACAGUGAUGGAGAGGUUAUUGGUGUGGCACAAGCAAUAAAUAAGACUCCUGGAGGUGCCCCGUUUUCUGAUGAUGAUGAAAAAGUGAUGCAGAUGUACCUCCCAUUCUGUGGGAUUGCCAUAUCCAAUGCCCAGCUAUUUGCAGCCUCAAGGAAGGAAUAUGACAGAAGCAGGGCUUUACUGGAAGUAGUGAACGACCUCUUUGAAGAACAGACUGACUUAGAGAAGAUUGUCAAGAAAAUUAUGCAUCGGGCCCAGACUCUACUCAAGUGUGAACGGUGUUCAGUAUUACUUCUGGAAGAUAUUGAAUCCCCUGUAGUGAAAUUUACAAAAUCCUUUGAGCUGCUAUCUCCAAAAUGCAGUGCUGAUACUGAAAACAGUUUCAAAGAAGGUGUGGAGAAAUCACCAUCUUACUCUGACUGGCUAAUAAAUAACAGCAUUGCUGAACUUGUAGCUUCCACGGGUCUCCCGGUGAAUAUCAGUGAUGCCUAUCAGGAUCCUCGCUUUGAUGCUGAAGCUGACCAGAUCUCUGGCUUUCACAUAAGAUCUGUUCUGUGUGUUCCUAUAUGGAAUAGCAACCACCAAAUAAUCGGGGUAGCUCAAGUGUUAAACAGACUCGAUGGGAAGCCCUUUGAUGAUGCUGACCAGCGAUUGUUUGAGGCCUUUGUUAUUUUCUGUGGUCUGGGCAUCAACAACACAAUUAUGUAUGACCAAGUGAAGAAAUCCUGGGCAAAACAGUCUGUGGCUCUUGAUGUUUUAUCUUAUCAUGCAACAUGUUCAAAGGCAGAAGUUGAUAAAUUUAAGACUGCAAACAUCCCUCUGGUGUCAGAGCUUGGCAUUGAUGACAUCCAUUUUGAUGACUUCUCACUCGAUGUGGAUGCCAUGAUUAUUGCAGCCCUGAGGAUGUUCAUGGAACUUGGAAUGGUUCAGAAAUUUAAAAUUGACUACGAGACGCUGUGUAGGUGGCUUUUGACAGUUAGGAAGAAUUAUCGAAUGGUUUUGUAUCACAACUGGAGACAUGCUUUCAAUGUGUGCCAACUAAUGUUUGCCAUGUUAACUACAGCAGGAUUUCAAGAGAUUCUGACUGAAAUUGAAAUUUUAGCUUUGAUUGUGGGAUGCUUGUGUCACGACCUUGACCACAGGGGAACCAACAAUGCCUUCCAAGCCAAGAGCGGAUCAGCCUUAGCUCAGCUCUACGGCACCUCUGCUACCUUGGAGCACCACCAUUUCAAUCAUGCUGUCAUGAUUCUCCAAAGUGAGGGUCACAACAUCUUUGCUAACUUGUCCUCUAAGGACUACAGUGACCUUAUGCAGCUUCUAAAGCAAUCGAUAUUGGCAACAGACCUCACUCUGUAUUUUGAGAGAAGGACGGAAUUCUUUGAACUUGUCAGUAAAGGUGGUUAUGAUUGGAAUGCUAAAAACCAUCGAGAAAUAUUUCGAUCAAUGCUAAUGACAGCCUGUGACCUUGGAGCUGUGACCAAACCGUGGGAGAUUUCAAGACAGGCAGCUGAGCUGGUAACCAGUGAGUUUUUUGAACAAGGAGAUAGAGAAAGAUCUGAACUGAAACUCAUUCCUUCAGCCAUUUUUGAUCGGAACAGGAAAGAUGAACUACCCAGGUUGCAGCUCGAGUGGAUUGAUAGCAUCUGCAUGCCAUUGUAUGAGUGUCUUGUGAAGCUGAAUGUGAAACUGAAGCCUAUGCUGGACUCUGUGGCAGUAAAUAGAGGUAAAUGGGAGGAGUUGCACCAACAAAGACUUCCUUCUCAGGCAGCAUCCUCAUCCUCCUUUUCCUCUACCUUUACCAUGUCUCUCAAAGACAUAAAUUAAGCCUGCAAAUGUCAGUGUCUAUUUAUGAUAAAAGCCGUCUGAAAGGAUUUCAAAAGCUUUGGCACACCAUUUUUUUUAUUUAUUUUUUUUUUUUUUAAAGAAACAUUUUCACAGAUAUGCUUAAUUGAUCGGAUGGUAUCUUGAUGGCAGCCUGGUUUGCUAUUACUUCCCUUCUGAAGGGAAGGCCUGCAGCAAGAUUACACUGGUUUCCAAAGCGACAAGAACGACUUAGCACAAGAAACAUUCAUUCAGCUCUGCUACAUUUCAGCUGCUACCAUAAAAAUCUGUAAAACUGACAACAGACUGAAAUAUAAGAACUCACAACUUAAUAAAAUUAAUAAUACAGAGCAGAACUGCAAUAUGAGGUGGUCAAUUCAUAUGCAAGGAGCUGCAGGAAAACACAAUAGUAUGUAAUUGCAUUGUUGUUUUGCAUCUCUUCAGUACAGUUAUGAAUCCAUUAUGCCUGCUUUUGUGAUGUUCCUCUCUUCCUUCCUCUUUUAUGCCUAGAUGUUCUGAGAAGCCUGCUUUGUAUUCUAAAGAAGUAUUUUUUUACAACAACGCUUCUUAGUGAUUGAUCAGGGCCUUUAGAAUUGCCUACCUUUGCUACAUUUAAAAACAAACUUUAUUAUCUUUCAAAAUACCAAUCUGUCCCUGCUUCCCUGAGAAAUUCAUAUUAACAAUGCAGUAAAUUUCUCAGCAAGGGGAAGCUUGCAUUAAAACAAAAUACUG
Lagopus leucura (white-tailed ptarmigan) is the source of this 2704-nucleotide messenger RNA. It is a transcript of the gene PDE11A, whose product is annotated as phosphodiesterase 11A. The transcript has 20 exons. Gene Ontology annotation, molecular function: protein binding; 3',5'-cyclic-nucleotide phosphodiesterase activity. The record is from RefSeq and is a predicted model, not a curated record. NCBI's taxonomy places the organism in Eukaryota, Metazoa, Chordata, Aves, Galliformes, Phasianidae. Bases 140 to 1975 code for a protein of 611 amino acids. Gene Ontology annotation, biological process: signal transduction.